Empidonax traillii (willow flycatcher) is the source of this 2534-nucleotide messenger RNA. It is a transcript of the gene SFXN2, whose product is annotated as sideroflexin 2. Gene Ontology annotation, biological process: monoatomic ion transport; serine import into mitochondrion. The transcript is spliced from 10 exons. The coding region runs from base 146 to 1624 and encodes 492 amino acids. The record is from RefSeq and is a predicted model, not a curated record. Gene Ontology annotation, molecular function: monoatomic ion transmembrane transporter activity. Gene Ontology annotation, cellular component: mitochondrial inner membrane. Lineage: Eukaryota; Metazoa; Chordata; Aves; Passeriformes; Tyrannidae.
UAUCCGAGGCCGUGCAGAGAUGAGCUGAACCGAACUGGACCGGGCCGUGGCGGGUCGGGGGUGUGCUGAGCCGUACUGUGCUGUGCCGGGCCGGACCGUGCCUUCCAGAGAAAGGCAACGAAGCUGGUGAAGGACCCACAGCAAAAUGGCCACUGUUCCCCUUGGCUUCAACAUUGAUGCCCCGCGCUGGGACCAGAGCACUUUUGUCGGGCGCCUGAAGCACUUCCUCAACAUCACCGACCCACGGACAGUGCUGGUGCCGGAGGAGGAGCUGGACAAGGCCAAGGCCCUGGUGGAAGGCUGCAGGGCCGGGCUGGUGCCACCAGGAAGCAGCCAGGAGCAGCUGCUCUAUGCCAAGAAGCUGUACGACUCAGCCUUCCACCCUGACAGCGGUGAGAAGAUGAACCUCAUCGGGAGGAUGUCCUUCCAGGUGCCAGGGGGCAUGGCCAUCACCGGCUGCAUGCUUCAGUUCUAUCGGACGGUGCCUGCUGUGGUUUUUUGGCAGUGGGUGAACCAGUCCUUCAAUGCCUUCGUCAACUACACCAACCGUAACGCUGCCUCCCCCAUCUCGCUGAGGCAAAUCGGCGUGGCAUAUGUCAUGGCCACCGGUGCAGCCCUGGCCACUGCGGUGGGACUCAACCUCUACACCAAGCGAGCACCCCCCUUGCUGGCCCGCUGGGUGCCCUUCGCAGCUGUGGCUGCUGCCAACUGUGUCAAUAUCCCCAUGAUGCGGCAACAGGAGAUCAUCAAUGGGAUUACAGUGACAGAUGGGGACAACAAUGAGCUCGGUCGCUCCAGGAGGGCAGCAGUGAAGGGCAUCGCGCAGGUUGUGGUCUCCAGGAUCACCAUGGCAGCACCAGGCAUGAGUGAGUGUAAAGCAGGAGGGUGCGGGACUGGACUACAGACUUCCCUGGGGCCCACUACUUUUCCCUCCCCUGCUUCAGUUUCCCUCAUGAAGAAGAGGGAGGGUGGCGCUGCAUCCCAGGUGUCAUUUGGUCUCAUCCCACAAAUGAAGCUGAUCUCCUUAUCCUGCCAUUCCAGUCAGAGUCCCCCAAACCCCCAGGCUUCCUCAUCCCAACCCAUAGCCUGUGGGGGACAUGGGGUGCUCUCAUGGCAGUUUGGCCCUGCAAGGACACAUCUCAUGCUCUCUGGCCCUAGUCCCUCGUUCUGCAGCCCAGCAUCCCCUCACCUCAUGAGACCCUUGACAUGCUGCAAGCUUAGCAGGAGGGACUGGGAGCAUGAGGAGCAUGGACCAUGCAGCCUGGGUGAUGGAUGUGUGUGGGUUAAGGUCCUUGCUGUGAGCAAACAUCCAGUGGCCCUCAGCACAACUAGCUGCUGCCAUGGCCUCCAGGUGGACAGUCCUGCUGGGAGAGCCCUGCAGGCUGGCUUGCAGGGGGAGCCUUACCUUUUUUCUCUGUUCCUAGUUAUUUUGCCCAUCAUCAUGGAGCGGCUGGAGAAAUUCACCUUCAUGCAGCGAAUCCGGGUUCUCCACGGGCCUCUGCAGGUGCUGCUCUGCGGGGGCUUCUCCCUUGCGCUGGCUGACCUUGAGCAGGAGCUGCGUGACAGCAUCGUGGCCAAGCACGGGGACAAAGUGCCAUACGUCUAUUUUAACAAGGGACUGUGAAGAUCACCUCAGGAGCCAUCGCACCCCUCCAGCCCCCUACUACCACCAGCCCCGCGUCCCCUGAGCAGGGAUCAGAAGCACAGUCCAGCCAGAUCUGCUACCCAGCCCAGCAUCUUCUCUACUGCCUCCUUCCACUGGAGAAGCCGGAUCUGGCUCUGUGUGCCCAGCUUGCAGCACUUUGGCUUGUCCUGAGCCUCCCUCAUCUGCUGCUGGCCGUGUCCCUGCUUCCUCACAUUCCCCUUGCCCUGAGCAAUGCCUGCCUUCCUCCACUGGCCCAGUGCUGGAGGAUCUGCCCAGCCUUUCUGAGCCUUUUGUGGUCACUGGACUUGGCCCCACAAGGCAUCAGGCUCUCACAUGGAGCUCAGAGCACAAUUCUACCUCUGAAAGCAGUUGUCCUGCCAUUGUACCAGCAACCAAACCACAUUUGUGCCUUAAACCUCCACAGUAGCCUCUUACCAAGACCUGAAUCAUGCCUUGGCAGGCAUGAAGGGACCUGGCCCCUCUGCACAGGGAGUACCCCAAAGUCCAGAGGUCAGUGCUUGGACUAUGCCUUCCUUGCUCUCAGGUUCAGGUUUUAUUCACUUUGCUAUUGCCACAAUCCAGGAAGGAAAUAGCUAAUGUUUUUUAAGCUCUAAUUUUUGCAUUCCUCUGAUCACAAAAGCCAGCUGUCACCCUUGUCCUGCAUCUCACUGUCCCCAUGGUAGGACCAUGGACCUGCAGCCUUGGAGGGCAGUUGUCUCUGUGCCCCCUUGGACGGGGGAAGAAGAUACAGACGUCACAGAAUCACAGAAUUGUUAGGGACCCUCUGGAGAUCAUCUAGUCUGCCUAGGCAGAUGAUCUAAUGCCAAGGCAGGUUCACCUAGAGCAGGUGACACAGGAAGGCAUCCAGGUGGGUUUUGAAUAUUUCCAG